This is a messenger RNA of Taeniopygia guttata (zebra finch), 708 nucleotides long. The record is from RefSeq and is a predicted model, not a curated record. Lineage: Eukaryota; Metazoa; Chordata; Aves; Passeriformes; Estrildidae.
CUGUAGCCUCAAGUCAUGUCCUGCAACACCCAGUGCCGUCCCUGCCAACCCUGUGGCCCCACCCCGCUGGCCAACAGCUGCAAUGAGUGCUGUGUCAGGCAGUGCCAGAGCUCCACUGUUGUCAUUGAGCCGCCUGCUGUGGUUGUGACCCUGCCCGGGCCCAUCCUCAGCUCCUUCCCACAGAACACCGUGGUGGGAUCCUCCACGUCUGCUGCUGUUGGCAACAUCCUCAGCUCUGAGGGAGUGCCCAUCAACUCUGGGGGCUUUGACCUCUCCUGCAUCACCAGGCGCUAUGGUGGAAGGAGGGGCCUCCCCUGCUAGUGGUGUUGGGCGUAUGUAGGUCUUGGGAAGUGUCCCCAGGAUCUCCAGGCAUGGUGCUGAACAAAGGAAGAAUCUUCAGGUCAUUUCUUUCCCAGGAACUGACCAUCUUUAGUUCCUCCUGAAAAUGCUGGAAGGAAGGGCCCAGCUCAGGCACUUCGAAAGCAUGCCCUAUGUCUUUCCUACAUGUCUCCUUGUUUCUAUUUUCAUUGUGUCCUUCUGCUCCCCUCGGCCACAAGGCUCCUCCAAGCUAGCCUGGACUCUACAGGCAAGGCAAAUGGAUGCCCUGCAUGGACUUCACCCUGGCCAAGAGGUGAAAUAUCUUGCUUGUCCCGCCAGAUCCCUGCACUGAGGGCCUGUGCUUGUAACAACCUUGAUUCCCUCUUUAAA